UGCUAGUUGACACUUGAGUUUGACAAUCGACCAACUCAAUUCUGUAGAAUUUCCAGUGUUUUGAAAAGUUUAAUUUUGUAGAUUUUACUCUUUUGUACAUAUUUUAGGUGUAGGCCUAGAGUUUAAAACUUUUUAACUAUAAUUUAUUAAAUAAACCCUAUGUACAUAAUGUCGCUCUACAAAGACUUGAAUUAGAAAAUUAUUUUGCACAUUAAGGUUAUGUAAUAAAAGUUUAUUACUCAAUUUUUUAAAUUAAACUUUGAAAUAAUCGUAUGUGUACUGCAUAGUCAUGAUGGCACAAAAUAGCCAAGAAAAAAAUACUUUAGACCACAAGGAAGAUAAAGAAGCUGAAGCUGACUCUGAAACUAACAUUGAGGAGGUUCUUGAGGAUAGUUGGUUGAUACGGGAUUGUGAAGUAUACAGUGAUGAAUAUGAUGAAUGCACAAGCUUUAAAGGAAGGUUUCACCAAUAUUUUAUAUAUGGUGAGACCCUGGACUGCAAUCAGUGGAAAAGAGAUUGUGACAACUGCUACAAAUGGGUGGAUAGUAAAGAUGUCAAAGCUGGAGAAGCAGUCAUAAUUAGUGAAAAGAAUCGAAGAAUGGAUAGAUUAAGAGCUCACUAUAGGAAUGAUAUUUGGAAAAAGCGUGAUUUACCGCCAGAUGACUGGUCAGCCCCAUUACCUGAGUGGAUGGUCAAAAGGGAUGAGAAUACAUAUUUAGCACAAAAAGCUAAAGAAAUUAGAGAAGGAACUGAAACUGUUGAAAAAGAAAGCACAUGUUCAAUAAUGUAGUCAAAAAGUGUAGUAGAUGCGUUCUAUUUCUUUUCUGCAGAUUGAUAAGAUUUUUACCUCUAUCAAAAAAGACAUUUUAAGUUUUGCCAAAAAGAUUGGCAAUAUAACAGUGUUAACAAGUUACCUCUUUAGUGUGUUAGAACAUUAGGUAAAUGUAAGUUGUUUUGUUAUAUAUUAGAUUAAAUAGCCAAUUACAGUGAUUUAUUAAGA
Pieris napi is the source of this 1000-nucleotide messenger RNA. Its product is annotated as UPF0545 protein C22orf39 homolog. NCBI's taxonomy places the organism in Eukaryota, Metazoa, Arthropoda, Insecta, Lepidoptera, Pieridae. The transcript has 3 exons. The coding region runs from base 290 to 790 and encodes 166 amino acids. The record is from RefSeq and is a predicted model, not a curated record.